Messenger RNA from Drosophila takahashii, 1731 nucleotides. The record is from RefSeq and is a predicted model, not a curated record. NCBI's taxonomy places the organism in Eukaryota, Metazoa, Arthropoda, Insecta, Diptera, Drosophilidae.
AUGGUAAACGGCGAAGGUGGCGAGGCCAUCACAAAUCCCGGCAAGCUCACCGGCUACGACUUCUACCGCUCCACCCUGGGAUCCCCGCGCUAUGUGGUGGCCCCCAUGGUGGACCAAAGCGAGCUGGCCUGGCGGAUGCUGUGCCGGCGAUAUGGCGCCGAGCUCUGCUACUCGCCCAUGUACCAUGCGAAUCUCUUCGCCACCGAUCCCAAGUACCGCAAGGAUGCCCUGCAGACGUGCGCCGCGGACAGGCCGCUGAUCAUUCAGUUCUGCGGCAACGAUGCCCAGCAGAUCCUGGACGCAGCCCUGCUGGCCCAGGACCACUGCGAUGCGGUGGACAUUAAUUUGGGCUGUCCACAGGCCAUCGCCAAGCGCGGUCACUACGGCUCCUUCCUGCAGGACGAAUGGGAACUGCUGACGGAGAUUGUUAGCACAUUGCAUGCCAAGCUAAGCGUACCGGUGACCUGCAAGAUUCGCAUCUUCGAGGAUCUCGAAAAGACCAUCAGAUACGCCAAGAUGCUGGAGGCGGCCGGCUGUCAGCUGCUCACAGUCCACGGACGGACGAGGGAACAGAAGGGUCCGCUGACCGGGGUGGCCAACUGGAGCUACAUCAAGGAAGUGCGACAGCACGUCAAGAUUCCCAUGCUGGCCAACGGCAACAUCCUGGCCCUGGAGGACGUGCAUCGUUGUCUGGAGGAAACGGGCGUCGAUGGCGUAAUGAGCGCCGAGGGCAAUCUCCACAAUCCGGCCAUCUUCCAGGGAAUCUCGCCGCCCGUCUGGCAAAUGGCCAGUGAGUACUUGGAGCUCGUCCAGCUGCAUCCCUGUCCAAGCUCCUACAUUCGAGGGCAUCUCUUCAAGCUCUUCCAUCACAUUAUGAACAUACGGAACAACUCGGAGCUGCGCCAGUUUCUGGCCACUGCCAAUCAGCUAGUGCAAUUCCAAACUGUGGUGCAACAGGUGCAGGCCAAGUAUGAGCCCUUCCAUAAGAAGGAGGUGGUCUACGAACCGGAAGAGUGGGCUGCUGGCUCCGAGGAAGAACUACCGCUGGAUCCCUGGCUGUGCCAGCCCUACAUACGCGCCUCGCCCGAGUCCCACCGCCAGAAGAUCGCCGAGAAGGUGCGCGAGGCCGAGGAUCCCAACAGGGCCAAGCGGCAGUACUUCGACAAUGCCGGCAACGAGAUCUCUCGCAAGCGGAUGAAAAAGCUGCGGCGGCGCCAGCGAAGACCAAACAAGACAGAGGCACAUGUUCAGAAUCGGCACGAGCGGCGGCUGGAAUACUGCUCGGAGUGCUCCAAUCCCCAGGGAUCCAAGUGCGAGUUCCGGCUGUGCCGCGUCUGCUGCAAGGACAGGUGCUACAACAACGACCGCGACUGUCCCGGCCACGGCAUCCUGAUCAAGUCGCGCCGGGCCAAGGCCAAGCGGUUCGAGGAGCCCAUCGCAGAGGAUGAUGUGUCCAAAAAAACAGACAACGACCCAACGAUAGCUUCUAUCGGUGCACAGGAUCCGCUUUGACGUUGACUUGACUGGGAGCCUUAGAAGAAACUACUGCUAUUGUUUGUGUUCCUACGAUCGAUAAUAAAUGUAGAUUUUUGUUUUAAUCACAAAACGUUUAGAUUGGAAUUGGAAACCUAUGAUCAUUUAAUUUAUUUUAUGUAAAUAAAUUUAAUUUGUGCUUUUAUUUUCUAUAUGAACCAGCUUUUCUAAUUCUAACAGAUUGGAAUUGAAAACCUA